AGUCAUUAGGGGGAUGACAACACGGCAGACAUGUUGAUUUUAUACGCUGUGCUCGUUUUAUUCUGUGCCAUCGAGGCUUCGCAAAAUUACAGCAUCGGUGACCCACGGGCCUGUUAUGAUGGAAAGGGGGAAAGGCCGUUCUUGUUUGAGGUAAUGCCUGGACUUGGUUGGGAUAAUCUUGUGAAUGAGAAUCGAGGCGUUGUUGUGAAUUUUAAUUAUUCAAAAUGCAAAACUACAGAGGAUAGAAGAUAUCUCAUUCCAGAUGGAGUCGUAACCAUUCCUAUUAAGACAAGUCACAUGAACGUUUUCUCCAAGGUGUACGAUCAUUGGUCUCAGUAUGAAUCUGAUACGGCGUUUUCUGUAAACAACGCAGCCUCGGCAACCAUUAAAGGUGUAAAGAUAGCAGCAAGUCUGUCUGCCGAGUAUGAACACAUUAAAAAACAUCAACUGGAGGAUAAAUCAAUCACCACUAAAGUCCAAGCACGAUUCGUCCGGUAUACGGCAAAGAUUCUCCCCGACGUACAGUUAGAUCAGUCGUUCCGAAAUCGUCUUCUGAAGAUUGCCAACCAUAUUCAACAAAAUCGAAAAUUGUCGACAAAAUAUGAAAGUGAACUACUGGUUCGAGAUUUCGGAACUCACGUACUUACGAGUAUCGAUGCUGGAGCGUCUAUCGUCAAAGUGGAUCAGGUUGACUCUUCUCUUCUCCAAGAUAGCAAAAUCGACAAAGUUCAAAUAGGGUAUGCAGCAAGUGUCUCUCUUCCUGGGCUUGCAAGUGUCGAUGUAAACGAUAAAUUCUCUUACUCAAAAACUGCACUUGAAAAAUACAUGCGGAAUGUUAAAAACUCGGACAUCAGAGCAUACGGAGGUCCACCCAUGAAUCCUGAAAAUUUCACACUUAGUAAAUGGACAACUACUAUUGGAAAUGAUUUGGUUGCAGUGGAUAGAAAUGGAUUUCCUCUUGACUAUGUAAUCUCCACAACUGGGCUCCCUGAACUGUCUGAAAGUUUGGUUGAAGAAAUUGUUCAGAACGUUCGAAGUGCAAUCUCGUCCUACUUCCUUCAUAACACAUACCCAGGAUGCACCGAUCCAGAUGCGCCGAACUUUAGCAAAAUUUCAAAUCUGGAUGAUGGUACCUGUCAUGCACCUCUAACGAACCUUAGCUUUGGUGGGGUUUACCAAACAUGUCAGUUCCAGGGAGGCUUAAUGAACAACGAAAACUUGUGUGACAAACUUACUGUAAGAAAUCCUCAAACACAGAACUUUAGAUGUCCAGAAGGAUUUGAUAUAGUUCUUCUUUAUGAAGGAAAAGCACAUAAAGCUCAACACGAGCAUAAGUGCCAUAGAUGCUGGGCCUUUUUCAAGUGUUGUCACGACAAGUCUUAUUAUGGCUCAGCAACGUACACAUCGUAUUGGUGUCGUGCAAAACCAAACACACCUGUUCAAGAAAACAGUGGAUUUCUCUUUGGAGGAUUGUUCUCAGACAGAACCAGUAACUUUGUAACACAAUCAAAAUCAUGCCCACAGUUUUAUAAUCCAAUGAAGAUUGCCUCUAAUGUUUAUGUGUGCAUCAGUGAUGACUAUGAACUUGGCGCCAAAUCUGCCGUGCCAUUUGGUGGUUUCUACAGUUGUCAACAUGGCAACCCUUUGGUUGAUGGUAAAUAUGCAAAAUCUUGUCCAAAGGGUUUCAGCAACCACUUAGCCACAAUUGACAACAACUGUGAAAUACAAUACUGCGUAAGGACUGGUCAAAUGUCCGAACUAAAAUUCCCAACCGUUCAAAUCCCGCCAUUUUUUGAUGUCCCUGCAGAGAGUUUAGAAGAACCUGCAAAUUAUAUAAUUUCUCAUGAUUCUGAAUCGUGGAUCCAACUCAUUGAUCCCGAAAUGAAAGGAGAUAAACCUGACGAGUCGAGCUGGACAACUUUGAGUUCAGCACCCAAAGAAAUGGCUGCCCUGAUGAAGAAAUUCACAGGUAACCAUGUAGUGCAGGUGAACAGCGAUUCUGGGAUGUCCAAAGGCGCCAUUGCAGGAUUGUCCGUUGGCUUGACAACUGCAGUUUGUGUAGUUGUAGGAAUUGUAAUAGCUGUUCGGCGCAAUCGCAAGCAGAAGAAAAUCUAUGAAAGUUUUGAAUAAACUAUUUUUCGCCCACCGUGUUUUCCUGCAUGAUUACAUGGUUACAUAAUGUUCUACGAUGUGACGCAUGAUCAUGUUUUAUUUUUCUUCAAAUAUCGCACAUAAGAGAAAAGGAAUAUAAUCAUCUCGUGUAUACUUGAUUCCGUAUGUUGAUGGAUAAAAUGAUUCCCAGUGAUAAUAUCCUAGAUGAAGACAUGAUAUCGGUCACUUUCUUAUCUUCACAGACAAAUAUCAAAACAACGUGUUGUCUUUGUACUGGAGUACAAUCCAAAGAAACUCUCCAUGCCCGAUGCUUCUGAGUACUCUUUAUUUCACGACCGAUGCUUUCAUAUACAUGUAUAUUUUUUUUUUGAAUAUGCAUGUUUCUAUGUCUAAAUUGUGGAAUAUGUAAUCACACUGAGAUAAUACAUGUAACUCAACAAUCGGAUACGUGUACAAUCUGAAUGAUCGGAUCGCAUGUAACUGGAUUUUGCAUUUUCUAGAUUGUACCGAAAUUCCGUAGCCUGAACUCAUUUCUUUUACAAAAAUUAACGUAUCUUUAUAAAAUUUUAGAUUAAAGUGUGUUUUUGGUUCAUAAAUCUUGGGUUUUCUCGAAGCACAAUGUUUGUACAUAGAUAUUGUGUGGUUUAAUCUACGACGAAUCCAAUUUGUCUACGGAAUUUUGGCACAACCCUUGUGUAUCAUUCCAAUGAGAGAUCUUGUGAAGUGUUAGAAAUAACCAAAAAUUCGAGUUAUCAUGUUUCACAAAAAAUAGUUCGGUAAAAUCUAUCCAAAAACAUUGAACCAUUCAUUCACUAACUGUGUAUAUAAGAAAACCAUCAGUGAUUGUACUGCAAUUUUCCCCUACAUUCUUCUAGGGAAUCAAAUGACAUUCCGAGUUUUGAUCCUACACUGUGGGUAAAAGCUUCUAUUCAUCAGUAAAGGACAUAGGCCAAUAUUUUGUCAUACAUGUAUUUUGUCAUAUAUAUUCACUACAAUCAAUUUUCGUACCCCGUUCAGAAUAGGGGAUAUUACAUCUUUCUCUAAUUUUGAGAAUUGUUAAAAAUUCUUUGCACUCUCAAAUUACUUUCUGUAUAGAUUAUAUUCCAAUUCACAUUUUGUUGAAAUUUUCACAUAUGUUCGCAAAAUAGCUAGAUCUACUUAUAUUAGAAGAAUAUUAGAGAGGUUAAGCAUUUGACCGUGUGCGUCUACGUGUACGUGUAAACCCAAAAGUGAUUUUACAAGUACACGUAACUAACAUCGUGUUCUGUUUAACAUUCUGUACGUGUAGCGGUACGUGUAAAACGUCAUUUCAACAAGUCAUUUUACAAUCCAUUUGUAACAAAUAAUUCUAUGACUUUGAUUAAAAAAGAUACAUAGAUGUACGUAAUAAACUCUCAAUAUCACAACAAACACCGCCUGAAAAAUAUACAUUCUAUAAUUUGGGUUUAAGAAGCUACAAGUUCUUUCCUACGUGUACAUAUGAAUGUACACGUUGUGUACAACUUGUAGAAUUAUGCGCUAUGCAAAACUGAUGACGUACAUGUAAAUCGCAGUAAAUUAGGGGAUAUCCCUAGCUACACGUACACGUAGACGUACACGGUCAUCUGCUUAACCUCCUUAUUAACUAUAAUCAUAAUUAAUAUCAAUCAUCAAAUGCUUGAAAUUAAUUGGUCAAAUGGAAAUAUCUCAAGUUCACAUGGAUAAUAUACAUGUACAUCUAUCACUUUAAGAUUCAUAUCACACCACUGAAACUCAUAAAAUUUGGAUGUUAAUAAUGUGUAGUCAUUUCACAAUGUUAUAAAUAAGGAAAUGGUAGUACCAAAAAAUAUGGUUACAGCAUAUAAAUUCAGAUCUGAAGUAAUUUUCAUUCCCAGGAGUUUUUAAAUGUAAGGGUGUUAUGAAAUUAUCUGAUAUGAAUUAGAUGUUUACUUUAAAAAUAAAAAAAAAUUCUUCCCUGGCAA
This is a messenger RNA of Saccostrea echinata, 4073 nucleotides long. Its product is annotated as macrophage-expressed gene 1 protein-like. Bases 31 to 2130 code for a protein of 699 amino acids. NCBI's taxonomy places the organism in Eukaryota, Metazoa, Mollusca, Bivalvia, Ostreida, Ostreidae. The transcript has a single exon. The record is from RefSeq and is a predicted model, not a curated record.